Molecule: messenger RNA, 1061 nt
Organism: Harmonia axyridis
Lineage: Eukaryota; Metazoa; Arthropoda; Insecta; Coleoptera; Coccinellidae
Product: protein mono-ADP-ribosyltransferase PARP11-like
Exons: 2
Coding region: 43-639 (198 amino acids)
Molecular function (GO): NAD+ poly-ADP-ribosyltransferase activity
Source: RefSeq, a predicted model, not a curated record
UAUUUAUAGUCUCGUACAUAGUAAGAGAAUUGAAAUAAAAUAAUGUCUUCCACACCCAAUGAAGGCUUUACCCUCGAAGAACUAAAAAAAACAGACAUUGAUUACAUUAAGGCGAAGCAGCUGGUUGAGAAUUCAAAAAAUAAAAAACUAGUGGUAACCAGUAUUCAUCGUAUUAAUAAUCCAAAUGUAGAAAAAAGGUAUGAGAAAGCAUUAAAGAUGAAGAAGAUUGAGUAUCCACAAAUGAAGGAGGUGCUUCUUUUCCAUGGUACUAGUUGGGAUAAUGUCAAUUCCAUUUGCAAGCACAAUUUUCAAAUCGACUUAUGUAAAACCUAUGACUGGGGAAAAAUGAUAUACCUUACUGAAAGCAGUAAAUUGGCUUCAGAUUUUCCUGCGGAACAGAUCCUAAAUAUUGAUCGAUGCAUGUUUGGAUGUCAAGUUCAGAUUGGAAAUGAACUUGAUACAGAUACAAUACAAGCAGUGAGUAGAAGACAAGACAGCCAUCCUGGAUAUGAUACCAAAUACAAACAAUUAGUUGGUAAUAACGGAUAUGUGUAUUUUCACCAUGGCAUUGUAGCUAAAUGGGAAACUGAUGAAAUAUUGCCAAAAUUCUUGAUUAAAUAUAUGGUCACCACUAAGUAAACAAGAGACCAUGGGCGCCCGCAAGGGGGGGCCAGGGGGGGCAAUGGCCCCCCAUUGAGAUUUUGAUUGUCUCAUUUUUCAGCACAAUACCCUCAAUAUAACUUUCUCAAUCCAAAAGGCAAGGAAAAAGGAAAAUAAUGGAUUCACAAAAAUUUUCCGGUUUUCAAUGACAAUCAUGGACGCCUAAUCGUUUUUCAAUAAUUUUCAUUUUGCCCCCCCUGAGAAAAAUUUCUGCGGGCGCCCAUGCAAGAGACUAAUCAAAAUUAAUUUUGAUUGCUAGAAAAAACUAUUCAUUUCAUUUUAUGUAUUUUUUCCUUACACCUUACAUUUUUUUCGAAAUAAAUAAAUGUCUUACCCAAAAACUAUGUAACAAACAUGUAACAAUCAAAAUGAAAUAAAUAUGUCAACAAUAGUUUAUUGCA